GGACUGCCCAUAUGGCAAUGAGGAGGAAGUCAAACAAGCUGCCUCAAGUAGCAGCAAUCAAACAGAUCCUCAAGAAAUGCUCAGGCCUGGGCAAGAGAUCCUCAAACGGCUACAACAACAAUGGGGGACCUGGCCCGCCUGAGGAUGUGCCCAAGGGUCACUUUGCGGUGUACGUGGGAGAGAACAGGAGCAGGUAUAUCGUGCCCAUCUCCUGGUUGGCUCACCCCAAGUUCCAGAGCCUGCUUCGGAGAGCCGAAGAAGAGUACGGGUUCGGUCAUGACAUGGGAAUCACCAUCCCUUGUGAAGAAGUUGUGUUCCAGUCUCUAGCUUCCAUGAUCAGCUGAUCAGAGAGAGAGAGAGAGAGAAACUCUUUGGGGAAGAUUUGAUUUGCAUUUAUAGAGAGUUAGUUUCCGGAGGAUAUAUGACAAAUAACUCAUCCAGUCCUUCUAGGGAGGUCUUGGUUGGUUCUGACCAAUUUGUUAUACGGAUAUCCGUAGAGUCGUGUUCAUCGUUUGCAUGUUACGUUUAUGAAUGAAAUUGAUCAAGAAGAGCUUGACAUUAUCAGAGUAACCAAAGAGCAGUGUCCCUUGUG
Molecule: messenger RNA, 592 nt
Organism: Rhodamnia argentea
Lineage: Eukaryota; Viridiplantae; Streptophyta; Magnoliopsida; Myrtales; Myrtaceae
Product: auxin-responsive protein SAUR50-like
Exons: 1
Coding region: 12-344 (110 amino acids)
Biological process (GO): response to auxin
Source: RefSeq, a predicted model, not a curated record